GUUCGGACAAACGCCGCCAUUUUGUGAAUGCGUUGUUGCGGGCGCCAUGUUUAUGUGGAGGAAUAUAAACCACCGAAAAUAAUUCAUUUUCUUGUUAUUUCACCCUCCGUCUCCAAAAUUUCACCAAGAAAACAGUCAGCCGACGGGACACUGACAAAGCGGGGGUAUCAAACUGUGUUACAGGUUAAUAACAACAACGUCAGUGCUUGUUAAGAGACUGGAAAAGUCUUACUGUCUUUAAAGUAAUCGUGAGUUUUUCAAACUAAUACUGUAAUCCUUCAUCAUCUCUCACAGUCCAACGCCUCCUUUUGAGUGACUGAAUUCAACUCACUCUUGUUUCGGGAGCAGUGCCGUAUCGUAUACAACCAUCAUGGCUUUUGCAAGCCUUUUCUCCAGUCCCCCAAACCCAGUUCUUGACAAAAACAUGACAGGCUGUGAACUUGCAAGGGACGAAAGGGAAGAUGGUGAGCUUGAAGAUGGAGAAAUAGAUGAUGAAGGAAUUGGAAUUGAAGACAAGGGGAAAGAAUUGAAAGAAGAAAAUAAAGACAAAGAUGAAAAGCCUCACAAAAAGUCCAGAAAGAAACACAGACAAGAUAGGGACAAGAGAAAAGCCAAGAAAAGGAGACGGGGCAGGCACAAACAUCAUUCACCCUCAAGUGGUGAUAGUUCAGACUACAGCUAUGAGUCUGAUUUUGAACAUUCUGAACGACAGCGUAAAAAACCCUGUCCAGCAUUUAGAGGUUACGAGGCUCCAUUUCCACAGCAUGGCCAAUCCAGUGGAGGUUACAUGAAGCCUCAAAAGCCAGCAGACAAUAAAAAUAACGAGUUUGAUAAGUUCAAUGACUACAGUGAAGAUAAAUAUGAUUAUGGAGAGGAUGCUGAUUUUGCAGAUGAGCUGAACCAGUACAGACAUGCUAAAGAAACCACAGCAUCUGGACCUGUCAUAGGGCCACCGAAGGGACAGAUGAAAAAGCAAAACAUGAAGGGUGUACAAAAAGAUCCUGGACAGAAAGGAAAAGGUCGAGGUGUAGGUCGUGGACGUGGCAUGCAGAAAAACAAGAAACAAAAAGGAAAAAACUGGGGUAGGGGACGAGGGAGAGGUGUAGAUCAAGGCGGAGGUAGUUCUAAAGAGGAUAGAAAAGGCCCAGUAAAUGCCCAGAAAAAGCGUCCAAUUAUGAGCCAAGAGUUCAUUAACCAACAUACGGUUGAACACAAUGGAAGAUAUAUUUGCAAGUAUUUUCUGGAGGGUCGCUGUAUUAAGGAUGACCAGUGUAAAUUUGAACAUGAUCUAGUUGUACCUGACAAGAAGAAGGAGAUGUGCAAGUUCUACAUUCAGGGUUACUGCAGUAAAGGGGAGAACUGCAUUUAUAUGCACAAUGAAUACCCAUGCAAGUUCUUUCACACUGGGGCAAAAUGCUACCAAGGAGAUAACUGCAAGUUUUCCCACGAACCUCUUACAGAUGUUACAAGAGAGCUCCUGGAAAAGGUUUUAAAUACUGAGGAAAAUACAAUGAAUGAAGAUAAAAAGGAGCUUGAAGACCUCUGGAAGCAGGGAAUAGCUCCCCUUCCAAAACCACCCCCAGGAGUAGGGCUUCUGCCAACCCCUGGACCGGAAGGCAGCUCUUGUCAAGGGGGACAGAAGAAAAUCCCUUCACUGUUUGAAAUUGUCGUUCAGCCGACUGUGGAUCUGGCACAAAAAAUAGGACUCAGGCCCAACUUUUAUAACAGUUCAUCACCACCAGGUCCACAGUUUCACGGAAAUGCUCCCCCUCCUGAGCAGAUGUUUGGUGGAGGACAAGAUGAACUGCCACCUGGGCCCAAUGGACCUCCAGUUCCUCCAGGAUCUCCAGGGUCUUUUGGGCAGCCCUGUCACGUUGGUCCACCAGGAGUGCAUUGUCCACCAAUGCCUCAAAUUCCACCUGGUCAAUCAAUGCCAUGUGGUUUUCCAGGGCCACAUAAUCUUCCACCAAUGCAUUCACAGUCAACGGAUUCACCAUUAGUACAACCAUCAUUCUCUGGCCUUCAGGGGAAUGCACAUGGAAACAGACUGAGAGAAAAUCCCCAGCAGACCUUGCUCCCACCACCAGGUCCAGCCUAUCAACAGAUGCCAGCAGACCAGCCAAUGCAACAGAACAUUCCCUAUCAAUCAAUGCAAAAUCCUGCAGAUUUCUUUAACAACUAUUAUUCAAAUCAAGCUGUACACAGUUUAGAACCAACAGAAUUCACAGAAGAGGAAGCACUUGCCAUGGACAAACUGGCUUAUAGCUCAAUGCAAGACUCUCAACACAGUGGCACUGAAUCAGACAGCAGUAGCAGCCAGAAACCUGCAGUUCACGUCCCUGACUUUCUUCCUGCCAUGCAGAAGGCUCUAUUCCUCAGACUAAGUCAAAAGCAACAUGAGGAUGAGCACCAUAAAAAGGAAAAUCAAGGUCAGGAAAUGGUCAGAAUAGAGAAAGAUGAAACUGUGAAUUGGUAUUCCAGUGAUGAUGAGGAAGACGGCAGUAGUGUGACAGCUAUCCUUAAAACACUUAAAAAACAAAGUGACAUUCUUAAAAAUCAGCAACAGUCUGCGAUAACACAGCAGAGUGCUUGUGACCCACGACUUCAGAAGGAAAAGAAUGCCCCCUCUGAUCCACGGAUGAAGUGUGACCCGAGGCACAGUUCUCCUAGAGAGAUGAGAAAGUCCACAGACACUGCCUCCUCAGAGUCGAGUCUUGUCCAAGACCCUAGAAAGGUAAAGCCUCAAGUCAGCCCAAGGCCUCACUCUCACUCUCAUGUCAAGCAGUCAGUAGGAGACGAUGGUGAAGAUGGUGAAAGAGAACUUCGAGAAAACGCUGCAAAUAUUCCUCUGGAACCCCUACCUGGUCUUGCUCGGAGGGAUCCUAGAUGUCAGCUGAAACAGUUUAGUCACAUAAAAAUGGACAUUAUCCUUUCCAAGCCAGCAUUUGCAAAGCAUGUUGUAUGGGCCCCUGAAGAUCUAAUACCUCUGCCCUUACCCAAACAAGAACAUUCAAUCAAUUUGCCUCUUCCUCCACUUAUUGCAGAAGCAAGAUUGAACAAAUGUCACGAUGUUUUAAAUGACAACAAUCAAAAUGUGAUGCCCUUAGACUCCCGUAGGGCAAAGGAUAUAAAAACUAAAGUUUGUGGGCAUAUAAACAAACCACCGGACACAAAGGCUUCUGAUAAACCACUGGAUCCUCGACUGCACAAGGCACUGGAUCCAAGGCUGCACAGAUCCUUUAGCAUGGACUCGCAGCAUUGUGCCACAAAAGAUUCUCAUCCUGGAAUUGAUCCAUGCAUAUCCAGGGGAAAUGGAUCAUUGCAGAGUUCAGGAACUGCUAAAUUAGAACAGGAUAAACUACCCCCAUAUGCUCCCAAAUUGUCAUCCACUGGUGGGGGACUUGGGAGCCCAACUACACUGCUAGGUGGAAUCAGCUUAUAUGAUCCUCGGAACCAAAAUCAGUUGUCUUCAAAGGAAGAGGAAGAGCAUCCUAAAAAAGUAAACAUUAUGAAACAUCCCAGUAAACAAGAACAUGCACAGUCAUCCCUUUUAUCAGUGUCUAGUGUUGUAUCAACUUCAGAUAGCAUGAGUGCAGACUCUUCUUUGGAUGCUUCCGCAGAUAAAUUUAACAGUUACAGCAAGCAUCGGCCCACACCAAGGACAGCAAACCCUCCUUCUGCUUCCGCUGUACAUAAUCUGCCCAUCUCGGCUUUAGCUGGGUUAAUACGACCUCCAUACACUGACCCAAGACAAACUAGGCAAACUGGACAAGCAAGUCAGCCGCAGGAGAGUGAUUUGAAAGGAGAGCCAGAUGACAAACCUCUGAAAGACAUGUUCAAGACCUUCGACCCGACAGCGUCUCCUUUUUGUUAAUAAGCACUCUAAAAAAAGUGUAAAUGCAGUACGUCAAACUGUGUGGCUUUCAGUGCCUGUGUAAGUUACUUAGCUUGAUAUUUAUUUAUUUUUAUUGCAAAUACCUGUUGCUAAUAGUACAUGCUGUGGUUCUGACUUUCUGUUUGAUACUAUAUGUCACUAACUAGAGCAGCAGAGAAUUUUUUUUUAAGUCUACAUGAAUAGUCUAAAUGUGUAAAUUCACACAGAUGUAUAAUACUGUAUGUGAUGGAUCUAGUUUAUUUUGUCAGUAACUAUCAGAAAGAUAAAUAUAUGCUAAUGAAGUACGGUAUUAUGUUCUUAAAUCCUUUUUUUGUUAACAUGAAUAAUCAAAAAAUGUGAACUGCCACUUUUAUAUAACUACAGUAUUUAGUAAAAUAUGUAAGCAAAAUGCCAUAUAUAACACAUACCAGUAAUCAUGUUAAAUAAUAACAUUCAAGUUGAUUUGUAUUUAUGUUCUCAGCACUUACAAACCUACUCCACACUAGUACUGAUUCUACCCCCCCCCAAUAUUUAUUGCACAUGACCAUGAAGAAUGUUACAGGAACAGUCGAGGAAACUAAAUAAAAAUAAUCGUUUUUUCUCCCAUCCGUUCUUGGAGGAACUGUGUAUAUUUUGCUAUCAGUGUACAGCACUGUUACUGUAUGAAGUUGCUGAGGCACAGUGUAUAUUCCUUUUUUGUAAUAUAAAUGCUGUACUUGUCAUCAACUUGUUACGAGUAAAUGUAUUUGAAAUCUAAAAUGAUAUCCAAAUUGGUGUGUAACUAUGUUGUAAGUUUUAUCGGCACAUUCAUUAAAAUAAACUUGUUUUACAAAGGGCAUGGAUUAUGUUAAUAUUACAAAUUAAUAUCAGAAAUGUCUCUUUUUCAUCUACUGAUAAUAA
Molecule: messenger RNA, 4774 nt
Organism: Polyodon spathula (Mississippi paddlefish)
Lineage: Eukaryota; Metazoa; Chordata; Actinopteri; Acipenseriformes; Polyodontidae
Product: zinc finger CCCH domain-containing protein 6-like
Exons: 12
Coding region: 371-3874 (1167 amino acids)
Biological process (GO): negative regulation of DNA-templated transcription
Cellular component (GO): nucleus
Molecular function (GO): metal ion binding; RNA binding
Source: RefSeq, a predicted model, not a curated record